Molecule: messenger RNA, 1613 nt
Organism: Microstroma glucosiphilum
Lineage: Eukaryota; Fungi; Basidiomycota; Exobasidiomycetes; Microstromatales; Microstromataceae
Product: nagb/rpia/CoA transferase-like protein
Exons: 2
Coding region: 99-1232 (377 amino acids)
Biological process (GO): translational initiation
Cellular component (GO): eukaryotic translation initiation factor 2B complex
Molecular function (GO): guanyl-nucleotide exchange factor activity; translation initiation factor activity
Source: RefSeq, a predicted model, not a curated record
UGACACUUGCAGCGACAUUUACUACCACUACACGACGACGACGACGACGACAGAGCUCCCCAUCUCAGCUAGACCAGCAGACUAUACCGCUGCCCAUCAUGACGGCCUCUACCCUCCCACCUGCCGCUGCUUCCUCUUCCUCCUCGUCGUCCUCGACGGGUACCUUCGACAUCGUCUCCUCCUACCACUCCCACCUGCAAUCCUCCCUCACCCUCCCCCACCCAAUCGCAGCAAUCCACGCCCUCUGCGAUCUCCUCUCCCACCCUUCCACCUCCCCAACAACCGUCUCCGAACUCAUCACUUUAAUCCAAUCCCACUCCUCUAAACUUAAAUCCUCCCUAGCUAGUCCCGUACCAGCCACAGCAGGGACGGAUCUCUUUAGUCGAUUGGUAGUCAGUAUGGAUUGGCGAGGUGGUGAGGAUUUUCAGAGGGAAAAGGAGCGAUUGGUACUAGUCGCGAGGGAGUACGCAGAAAAGACUGUCCCUGCCUGUCGAGCUCGGAUUUGCGCUCGAGCAGGCGUCUUUCUAAAAGAAGGAGCAGUUGUGCUCACCCAUUCCUAUUCGAGAGUGGUGAUGCAACUACUCCUCAGUGCGGCAAGACUCUAUAGGAAUACACUACAGGUCUACGUUACAGAGUCUCGACCAGAGGGGUUGGGGUUGAGGACCUACGAGGAGUUGAGGGCGGCGGGAAUACCGGCGACGCUUGUGCUGGAUACGGCCGUGGCGUAUGUGAUGAGUAGGGUGGACGUGGUGCUUGUUGGUAGCGAGGGAGUGGUGGAGAGUGGAGGAGUGCUGAAUGCAGUGGGAACGUAUCAGCUGGGUCUCAUUGCCAAGAGCCUAGGAAAGCCUUUCUAUGCUGCAGCAGAGAGCUACAAGUUCCUCCGUCUUUUCCCACUCAGCCAGUCCGACCUACCCACAACACGGCCUAUCCUCCCCUUUCCCAGCUCCAGCUCUAGCACACCCACGAGCAUCGCCUCCAAAACCUCCACACCAGCAGACACAGCCGAGAGCAAGCCCGAGCCUCCUUCCUCCCAGCCUCCGCAAGCACACCCGCACUCGCACUCGCACUCGCACUCACAAGUCCAGCCUCUAAUGUCUCUAGAGCAGGAGUGUCUCAACCCUUCUGUGGACUAUACCCCACCUGAAUUGGUCACGGCAAUCAUCUCUGAUGUGGGAGUGCUUACGCCUGGUGGAGUGGCGGAUGCGCUAUUGAUGACUUAUGGUGGGACGUAGGAGAGAGAGGGGGGGAGGAGGGAGAAGAAAAGGAGAAGGAAGGGAGAAGGGAAUAGAGGGGUGGGAGGAGAAAGGGGCGGCUCACUGUCCUCAGAUGAUAUUCUCAUCAAUGGUCACGAGCUCAGUCAUUUGUUCCUACUUUCAGCUUGCAUAGUGUCCAAAGUGGGGGUCUAGUCGAAACACGUACGAUUUGGGCAUAUUGCGAAGAAGGAAAAGAACAACCGCAGCUUUGGUCAUCGUCCUCCUCCCUGUUUUACCUUCUCCCUUCUACCGGCCACUGGUGCCCAAUCUAAGCAACACCUUCCUCCACUUCUACACAGCACCCAACUUCCUCUCUCUCUUCCCCUCCCUCUCAAGCAGGCUUCUUUGCGCUCUUCUCAC